AUGGGGGAUCAGCAGCUGUACAAAACCAACCAUGUGGCCCAUGGUAGUGAGAACCUUUUCUACCAACAGCCACCACUUGGCAUCCAUGGUGGGCUGAACCACGACUAUGGGAAUACAGUCACAGGGGGUGGAAUGGAUGCCCCUCAGGCCUCGCCCAUCUCUCCCCACUUCCCUCAAGAUACACGGGAUGGUCUGGGCUUGCCUGUUGGCUCCAAAAACCUUGGCCAAGUGGAUACUUCAAGGCAGGGAGGGUGGGGAGGCCAUUCAGGGCCUGGAAACCAUGUCCAGCUACGUGGCAACCUGGCCAACUCAAACAUGAUGUGGGGGGCACCAGCCCAGGCUGAGCCCACCGAUAGCUACCAGUACACCUACUCCCAGGCCAGUGAGAUCCGGACUCAGAAGCUCACCAGUGGUGUCUUACACAAGCUGGACUCUUUCACCCAGGUGUUCGCCAACCAAAACCUGCGAAUUCAGGUCAACAAUAUGGCUCAGGUGCUGCACACCCAAUCAGCAGUGAUGGAUGGAGCCCCUGACAGUGCCCUCCGCCAGCUGCUGUCUCAGAAGCCCAUGGAGCCUCCAGCACCGGCUGUACCUUCCCGCUACCAGCAGGUGCCCCAGCAGCCUCACCCUGGUUUCACUGGUGGGCUGUCCAAACCAGCCAUUCAAAUUGGGCAGCACCCUACCCAGGGGCACCUGUAUUAUGACUACCAGCAGCCACUGGCUCAGAUGCCAGUGCAGGGAGGACAGUCGCUGCAGGCCCCCCAGAUGCUGUCACAGCACAUACAACAGAUGCAGCAGCACCAGUAUUACCCACAGCAGCAACAGCAGCAAGCUGGGCCGCAGCGUAUCUCCAUGCAAGAAAUACAGCCGCAGCAGCAACAGAUUCGCCCACCACCGCCUCAGCAGCAGCAGCAACAGCAGCAGCAGCAGCAGCAGCUACAACUGCAGCAGCGGCAGAGUUCAAUACAGAUACCUCAGUAUUAUCAGUCCCAACCCAUGAUGCAGCACUUGCAAGAGCAGCAGCAGCCACAGAUGCACCUGCAGCCCCCGUCUUAUCACAGGGACCUUCACCAGUACACCCCGGAGCAGGCGCACGCUGUCCAGCUGAUUCAGCUGGGCUCCAUGCCCCAGUACUACUACCAGGAGCCCCAGCAGCCCUACAGUCUUCCCCUCUACCAGCAGAGCCACCUGCCCCAGCACCAGCAGCGUGAGGACAGUCAGCUGAAGACUUAUUCUAGCGACAGGCAGGCCCAGGCCAUGCUGAGCCCCCAUGGGGACCUGGGGCCUCCUGAUACAGGAAUGGGAGACCCAGCAAGCUCAGACCUGACCCGAGUCAGCAGUGCCCUCCCCCCUCGACCGCUCCUGUCCCCCAGUGGGAUCCACCUCAACAACAUGGGGUCUCAGCAUCAGCAGCUGUCUCCCAGUGCCAUGUGGCCCCAGAUGCAUCUACCUGAUGGGAGAGCCCAGCCAGGGUCCCCUGAGUCAAGUGGCCAACCCAAAGGAGUGUUUGGGGAGGAGUUUGAUGCCAAGAACAAGCUGACGUGCUCCAUCUGCCUGAAGGAGUUCAAGAACCUUCCUGCCCUGAAUGGCCACAUGCGGUCCCACGGGGGAAUGAGGGCCUCCCCCAGCCUCAAACAGGAGGAAGGAGAGAAAGUCCCGCCGCCUCAGCCCCAGCCGCCACUGCCGCCUCCGCCGCCACCGCAACUCCCUCCCGAGGCAGAAAGCCUCACGCCUAUGGUCAUGCCCGUGUCUGUCCCUGUCAAGCUUCUCCCACCCAAGCCCAGCUCUCAGGGGUUCACCAACAGCGCCGUUGCCGCUCCUUCUGCCAGAGACAAGCCGGCCAGUUCGAUGUUGGACGACGAGAUGCCUGUGCUCGUGAGGAUGACCCUCUCUCCCCCACGCUCACCCCAAGGGGCUGCCCCCCGCAUGCCUGCUGAAGUCCCCAGGAAGCAUCAGCCGGGCGUGCCCAAAGCUGAGGAGCCCCUCAAGACCGCUCCGGAGAAGAAGAAGUUCCGGCACCGGCCCGAACCGCUCUUCAUCCCGCCACCGCCCUGCUGCAACCCCAACCCCGCCGCCUCGCACUCGGGCGCCACGCUCUACCAGAGCCAGCUGCGCUCCCCGCGCGUGCUCGGGGACCACCUGCUCCUGGACCCCACCCACGAGCUGCCCCCCUACACGCCCCCGCCCAUGCUGAGCCCGGUGCGCCAGGGCUCGGGGCUCUUCAGCAAUGUCCUCAUCUCCGGCCACGGCCCGGGCGCCCACCCGCAGCUGCCCCUCACGCCCCUGACGCCCACGCCGCGGGUGCUGCUGUGCCGCUCCAACAGCAUCGACGGCAGCAACAUAACAGUCACCCCAGGGCCUGGAGAGCAGACUGUGGAUGUUGAACCACGUAUCAACAUUGGCUUGAGAUUUCAAGCAGAGAUCCCAGAACUUCAGGAUGUCUCUGCCCUGGCCCAGGACACACACAAGGCCACACUGGUAUGGAAGCCCUGGCCAGAGCUGGAAAACCACGACCUCCAGCAAAGAGUGGAGAAUCUUCUGAAUUUGUGUUGUUCAAGCGCGUUGCCAGGUGGAGGGACCAAUCCUGAAUUUGCUUUGCACUCUCUCUUCGAGGCCAAAGGUGAUGUGAUGGCUGCUCUGGAAAUGCUGCUGCUGCGGAAGCCAGUCAGGUUAAAAUGUCAUCCUUUAGCAAAUUACCACUAUGCCGGUUCGGACAAGUGGACCUCCCUAGAAAGAAAACUGUUUAAUAAAGCACUAGCCACUUACAGCAAAGACUUUAUUUUUGUACAGAAGAUGGUGAAGUCAAAGACAGUGGCCCAGUGUGUGGAGUACUACUACACGUGGAAAAAAAUAAUGCGGUUAGGGCGGAAACACAGGACACGCCUCGCAGAAAUCAUCGAUGAUUGCAUGACAAGUGAAGAAGAGGAGUUAGAAGAGGAGGAGGAGGACAUGGAAGAAGACAGGAAAUCCACAAAAGAAGAGGAGAGUGGAGUGCCGAAGUCCCCAGAGCCGCCAUCAGUCCCUGUCCUGGCUCCCACAGAGGGGCCACCCCUACAGGCCCUUGGCCAGCCCUCAGGCUCCUUCAUCUGUGAAAUGCCCAACUGUGGGGCCGUGUUCAGCUCCCGACAGGCACUGAAUGGCCAUGCCCGCAUCCACGGUGGCACCAACCAGGUGACCAAAGCCCGAGGUGCUGUCCCCUCUGGGAAGCAGAAGCCUGGAGGCACCCAGAGCGGAUACUGCUCAGUGAAGAGCUCGCCCUCUCAUAGCACCACCAGCGGUGAGACGGACCCCACAACCAUCUUCCCCUGCAAGGAGUGUGGCAAGGUCUUCUUCAAGAUCAAAAGCCGAAACGCACACAUGAAAACUCACAGACAGCAGGAGGAACAGCAGAGGCAAAAGGCUCAGAAGGCAGCCUUCGCGGCUGAAAUGGCAGCCACCAUUGAGAGGACUACAGGGCCGGUGGGGGCGCCAGGGCUGCUGCCCCUGGACCAACUGAGUCUGAUCAAACCCAUCAAGGACGUGGACAUCCUCGAUGACAACGUUGUCCAGCAGUUAGGAGGCGUCAUGGAAGAGGCCGAGGUCGUGGAUACAGAUCUUCUCUUGGAUGAUCAAGAUUCAGUCUUGCUACAGGGUGAUGCGGAACUAUAA
This is a messenger RNA of Cynocephalus volans (Philippine flying lemur), 3648 nucleotides long. It is a transcript of the gene TRERF1, whose product is annotated as transcriptional regulating factor 1. Lineage: Eukaryota; Metazoa; Chordata; Mammalia; Dermoptera; Cynocephalidae. Bases 1 to 3648 code for a protein of 1215 amino acids. The transcript is spliced from 14 exons. Gene Ontology annotation, biological process: regulation of transcription by RNA polymerase II; negative regulation of DNA-templated transcription. Gene Ontology annotation, molecular function: transcription corepressor activity. The record is from RefSeq and is a predicted model, not a curated record. Gene Ontology annotation, cellular component: transcription regulator complex; histone deacetylase complex.